This is a messenger RNA of Fonsecaea multimorphosa CBS 102226, 597 nucleotides long. RefSeq lists its product as uncharacterized. Gene Ontology annotation, biological process: mycotoxin biosynthetic process. NCBI's taxonomy places the organism in Eukaryota, Fungi, Ascomycota, Eurotiomycetes, Chaetothyriales, Herpotrichiellaceae. The coding region runs from base 1 to 597 and encodes 198 amino acids. The record is from RefSeq and is a predicted model, not a curated record. The transcript is spliced from 3 exons.
AUGGAAGCUAUGAAACUGGCUUUGAAACGGACAUGCAAACCAACGGACUCGGCUUUCGGUUCCAUCGAACUCAAGCAGGUGCGGUUCACUGGAGGUCUUCUGGUGACCGAAAACGGCACGUUGUACCGCCCAGUCGACCCCAACGAGCCACAGUAUGUCGGCGAGCCAAGUCCCGACAUCGACAGGAACUGGGCGGAUCUGCUGUACGCGCCGGAAGUCGGACUGUACGGCGAGGAUGCGGCUCAGCUGGUUGGGAAGACCUACCAGAUGCCCGAGAGCGGUGCGUAUCGAUCCGCGCUGGAUGUAUUCCACACGUUGCAUUGCGUGAACGAAGUCCGCAAGGAGCUCGAUAACUGGUACUACGACUUCAGCACGCACCGCGAACCGCCGAACGUCCGGCGCAUGCACAUCGACCACUGCCUCGACUACCUGCGCCAGUCGAUCAUGUGCAGUGCCGACAUGACGCCCGCAACGCUGUUCUGGAGCGACGCCAACCAGCGCGUCUACAACUCCUUCACCAACCUGCACACGUGCCGCAACCUGGACCUGUUGCACGCGUGGAGUAAGGAACACUCGUGCGGGGCGGAUUGUCCGUAG